AUUGUGUGCAACCUAUACUGCCAUGGGUUCGUCUUGUUCUAAAAAUGGCGUUGGGCCAUCCGACUUCGACCAAUCUUCGUCCAAAACAAGCUUGGAAAGUGAAAAAUGUAGUCCUGGUACAAUCGCGUAUAAUGUGGAACGCUUGAUUACGUCACAAGUUGAAAACGGGUUUGUUAACAAUGACGUCCCUUCAUCUGAACAACGAUCUAAAAGAUUGUCCGAUAUCGCGGAAAUGUUAUUUUUGCAACAACAAACACUUGGAACGCAGCCAGCCGUGGAAAUGGGAAAUGAAAAACCGAUCGAGCUUGAGUCGGAACAAACGCGACGAAGGCUUCAGAAACAUCGGGCUUCGGUGGCGUAUGCAAACGGUCGGGGAGGAAAACGGGGGUCUGUUGUACCAGAGUUUGAGAUGACGAAGACACACGAUCAUGAGUUGCCGCCUGCCUCUGUUGUUGCCUCAUCCACAAUAUGCGACGACACACAAGUUACCUCGGCUGUUCUAAUAACGGCAGAGUCAGAUCUUCUCGACCAAACGAAAAGCAAGCAUAGCAUUCUUGAUAAACAAGAAAGAAUAAAAGUUUCGGAAAUGUCAUAUGCGGCCACACCGCUACCCGACACUCACUAUCAGCGAGUUUCAGUAACUGGUGAAUUAGAUGACUUACUCUUGGACGAAAUUCGAGACAUUGGUUUGAGUCUUAUACACGCUUUAAAAACUCGUCAACAUUACAUGAGAGCUUGCCGUCAAAACUUUCCAUCAUCUGUGUCCAAAGCUUUGUCGGAAGCCACAGGGAAACCAUGCAAACAUCCUAUUUAUCCAGAUUCAGUGGACCCAAUGGGCAAAGCUCAUUUCCCCAAUGAUGAAAAACACUGGAAAGUUGAAACGAAAAAGGGAAUCGUGCAAAUUAUAGAUGGCGAAAACGAAGUGUUUCUACCCCAUGUUAAUAGAGAUAGAUUUGUGGAUAACCGGAACCUUCUCUAUGCGUUUGUAGCUGAUGGACCACUAAAGACAUUUUGUUACCGGCGUCUUUCGUAUUUGAAAAACAAAUUUGGGAUGCAUCGAUUGCUGAAUGAAGAGGUUGAGUUGGAAGCGAUGAAAAAUCCCGAUGUUUCGUGCAGAAGAGACUUUUACAAUGUUCGAAAGGUUGACACUCAUAUUCAUGCAGCUGCGUGCAUGGGACAGAAACAUCUGCUUGGUUUUAUACAGGAAAAGGGGAGAACGGAAUCAGACAGAAUUGUGCUUGUUAAAGAUGGCGUUAAAAUGACAUUGAAACAAGUGUUUGACAGUCUACAGUUGGAUCCGCAUUAUUUGAACGUUGAUUCAUUAGAUGUUCAUGCGGACCGACAAACUUUUCAUCGCUUCGAUCGUUUCAACAACCUUUACAGCCCAAUGGGAGCUUCAGAACUUCGUGAGAUCUUCCUUAAAACAAGCAACGACAUUGGAGGAGAAUAUUUUGCCGAUAUAAUACGGCAAGUUGAGAAUUCGCUUGUUGAGCAAAAAUAUCAUUACCUUGAACUAAGACUUUCAAUUUACGGGAAGAAUUUUAAUGAAUGGCAGAGUCUAUCUCGUUGGUUCACGUCUCAUAAACUUCAAAGCACGCACAUCAGAUGGAUGAUUCAAGUACCUCGUUUAUAUGACCUAUAUAAAGCCAAGGGUGUUGUUGAUUCAUUUGAAGAGAUUUUAGACAACGUGUUCCGUCCAGUGUUUGAAGCCACUGUUCGACCUCACAAAAAUAAAGAACUCAGUUUAUUUCUGCGGCACAUCACUGGGUUCGACAGUGUAGACGACGAAUCAAAACAAGAGCCAGGAUUUAUGAAGAAAACUUCUCCCACCCCAGAUGAAUGGAAGCGAACCAGUAAUCCCUCGUACACGUAUUAUCUUUUCUACAUGUAUUCCAACAUAGCACGUCUCAACUAUUUACGACACACAAAGGGAAUGAACACGUUUACAUUACGCCCACACAGCGGGGAAGCCGGACACCACGAUCAUCUACUCACAGCUUUCAUGCUCGCAGAAAACAUAUCUCACGGCCUCGUCUUAAAAAAAGUACCUGUACUGCAGUAUCUCUACUACCUUGCACAAGUUGGCAUCUGCAUGUCCCCACUUAGCAACAACCAUCUAUUUCUCGAAUACAACAAGAGUCCUUUCCCCGAUUAUUUCGCUCGUGGUUUGAACGUUUGUUUAUCAACAGAUGAUCCGUUGCAGUUCCAUUUUACGAUGGAACCGCUGAUGGAGGAAUAUGCUGUGGCCGCACAGGUAUGGAAGUUAAGUGUUUGCGACAUGUGUGAAUUGGCGCGCAACAGUGUUCAAGUUAGCAGUUUUUCACACACAGAAAAACAACAUUGGCUUGGAUCCACUUACAGGGAAGAAGGAGAAGUCGGCAAUGACACUUGCAAAACAAACGUUCCAAACAUUAGAGCAGCGUUUCGUCACGAAACUCACGUGCAGGAACUCAACGUUCUUUGCCACGCCUACUCUCGCGAUGUAACUGAAGAUUUAGAGCCACCAAGUGAGGCAAUUUCAAAGGUCGCUGGCGAGUUUGACAAAGUUGAAAAUUCAUGAAUGUGGGAUUCUUGCUUGCAGACUUAAUCUGGUGAUAUUCACCACUACCACUUCCAAUGUAUUAUCAUGUGUGUUAUCCAAAUAAAACAAAAUCAGCUAGAUCUCUUAGAACUGUGGUUCUUAAACUUUUUAGUAUGCUUUACGCUUUUAACAAAGAUGCUUAUCAGAUUUACCCCCAAUAAGUAAUGUGGCACUUAUUUAUUAAAAAGCGAAAACGACUAAUUCAGUUAUACUUAAUGCGACGAAUGCGCUUGCUUUUUGGCAACAAGUUGUUCAAUGUCUGGUAAAGUACUACAAUUGGCACAAUUUUUCUGUCCCGUCAACUGAUGUGGAUUUUGAUUGGUAGCUCGUUUACCCUCUAAAUAUGAGGAAUUUACCCCCAGUUUAAGAAACGCUGGUCUAGAAGCAUGCAGCUUUGCCUGCCCUCUGCAUAUGUUAGCCACAAGACUACUAAGAAAUAAGUUCCGCUCACAAAAGAGACCACUGCCUUUGACUUAUUGUGUCCCUGUAACCACAACUAGGAAUAACAUAAUAAAUAAUCAAACAACACCUGAUCACCAGCUUAAUACUUUAACCAUCAAUUUUUGGUACUUUAAAACAGAAUUAUUUUUUUCAUACUUU
This is a messenger RNA of Ciona intestinalis (vase tunicate), 3181 nucleotides long. Lineage: Eukaryota; Metazoa; Chordata; Ascidiacea; Phlebobranchia; Cionidae. The record is from RefSeq and is a predicted model, not a curated record.